CGGCCCGAAGUCCGCCCUGGGCGUCAUUUCCGCCCUCAUCCUGGGCCUUGAUGACUAGAGGGCGGAGCCCCAGCAUACGGCGCGUUGUUGUGCAUCACUUCCGGAGAGUCCAGCGGCGACAACGGCAACAUGGCUCUGAACGGCGCUGAAGUCGACGAUUUCUCUUGGGAGCCCCCGACAGAGGCGGAGACGAAGGUGCUGCAGGCGCGACGGGAGCGGCAGGAUCGCAUCUCCCGGCUCAUGGGCGACUACCUGCUACGCGGCUACCGCAUGCUGGGCGAGACGUGUGCGGACUGUGGGACGAUCCUCCUCCAAGACAAACAGCGGAAAAUCUAUUGUGUGGCUUGUCAGGAGCUCGACUCAGACGUGGAUAAAGAUAAUCCAGCCCUGAAUGCUCAGGCUGCGCUCUCCCAAGCUCGGGAGCACCAGCUCUCCUCUGCUUCAGAACUUCCCUCAGGCACUCGGCAGGCCCCUCAGCCCCCAGUACCCCGUCCAGAGCACUGUGAGGGAGCUGCAGCAGGGCUCAAAGCAGCACAGGGGCCUCCCCCUCCUGCGGUGCCUCCGAAUGCAGAUGUUGUGGCUUGCACACAGGCAGCUCUCCUGCAAAAGCUGACCUGGGCCUCAGCUGAGCUGGGCCCUAGCACCUCCCUGGAGACCAGUAUCCAGCUCUGUGGCCUCAUCCGGGCAUGUGCUGAAGCCCUGCACAGCCUGCAGCAGCUGCAGCACUAAGAGACACCCCUCUUAGAGAAAAACCCUCUAGACAAACA
Tupaia belangeri chinensis (Chinese tree shrew) is the source of this 767-nucleotide messenger RNA. RefSeq names its product zinc ribbon domain containing 2 (gene ZNRD2). Lineage: Eukaryota; Metazoa; Chordata; Mammalia; Scandentia; Tupaiidae. The record is from RefSeq and is a predicted model, not a curated record. The transcript is spliced from 4 exons. The coding region runs from base 130 to 729 and encodes 199 amino acids.